This is a messenger RNA of Dothidotthia symphoricarpi CBS 119687, 1695 nucleotides long. Its product is annotated as glycosyltransferase family 2 protein. The transcript is spliced from 3 exons. Lineage: Eukaryota; Fungi; Ascomycota; Dothideomycetes; Pleosporales; Dothidotthiaceae. Gene Ontology annotation, cellular component: cell periphery; cell septum. Gene Ontology annotation, molecular function: chitin synthase activity. Bases 1 to 1695 code for a protein of 564 amino acids. The record is from RefSeq and is a predicted model, not a curated record.
AUGGACAUAGCCAAGCCCACGAUCACUGUUGGUCUCGUGACCAAUAGCUACAACACCCCUUCCAUCAACCUCACGAAGAGGAGAAUUUCCUUCUCCUCUCGAAGCCUGCGCACAGUUGUCGAACAUCUUCCCUCUGUUAAUUUGCGACGUUUACGAUUCGAGAAAUAUAUAUUUCUUUCUUUUAUUUUCGCUGUCAAUCUCAUCAUUAUCUAUCUUUCCAGGUCGUUUUCGAGGUUUUACUGGUUUUUACUUCCAAUAACUAUUCACCGACCGCUUCUGGAUUGCUUGGAGAUCUUAGCGAUCAUAAUUUUAUAUGCGUUUAGGCGAGCAAACCCGCGCAUGCCAGAAGUUCCACAAACGCUGGAAAACCUAGCCUAUCUGCUUCCUUGUUACAACGAAACUUAUGAAGAGUUAAGAAACUCUUUAAACUCGCUUGCUGAGCAGAAACAUCUCAACGCGCAUAACAAGGUCAUCAUCAUCAUCUGCGAUGGCCGAUUCAGGGGAAGAGGUAUGACAAAGACCACGGCGGAGUACCUAACAGAAAACAUUGUUGAGCAUCCCUCUUGCACCCCCCUCCAGGAUGCUUACACGUCCUGGGAUGGUACCCAAAUGGAUGUCGAGAUCGUGCAAGGCCGGUUCCGAAGCCUUCCCGUCUUUUGCAUCAUCAAAGAAGAAAAUCGAGGCAAAAGAGACAGCCUGAUUCUUGUUCGAUCAUGCCUCCACAAGUUCAAUCAGCGCAAUUUGGACUCUCCAUUAGGCAUUUUUUCGCUUGGUUUCUUCACGAAAUUCUGUAAUUUUCUCAUCCAAGCUUCGAUGCCUUCCGUUGAAUAUGUUGUUGGCAUGGACGCAGACACUCGAUUUGACGCAGAGUGUACGUUCAAUCUUAUGCAAAUUGCAAGAGAAGGCAACCAGGUUGUUGGAGUAACAGGCCAGAUUCUCGUGGACUUGACGACAUCUAAGCCAUUUUCCAUUGCGCAUUUGUAUCAGAACGCAGAAUACGCCAUUGGUCAGCACCGUCGCCGACUCCGCCAGAAUCUUACGAGUCACAAAGUCACUUGCCUUCCAGGAUGCUGUCAGCUUCUUCGAGUCGUUGAGAGUACUUGCGGAGACGAGAUACUCCGUCAAUUUGGAUAUCACCCAAACAACAAGGAUGGUCUCUUUCGAACGAUUCGAUCCAUGAUGAGUGAGGAUAGAGACCAUGUCUGCCUGGUUCUACGCGAAAACGCUGAUGUGGAAACUCGCCAAUGUCUUUCUGCUCUGGCAUACACUUCCGUCCCGCAAUCCUUUUCCGUAUUCCUCAGCCAACGCCGUCGGUGGACCCUGGGCCCCGUUACAAGCGACGUUCUCCUCGCAACUCGAAAAUCGACUGGCUACAUUGAAAGAAUCGCUGCAACCUCAUCAGUGAUAAGCUGGAGUGUUACACUGUCUCAUUCGCUUUGCUUUCUCUUCAGGGAAAACUUAGAUGUACGUACCGGCUUCAUAUUAUUCAUGCUGGGAAGAUUCCGCAAUAUCUGGGACAUAUUGGUUGUCUUCAAAUCUUCGAAAUCAUUGACUGAGGUUGUACAAUGCCUCAUUGGUGUUGUUAUGUGCAGUACCGUCGGCCAGACAGUGACUGUGAUUAUACAUCUAUAUUCGUUAUAUCAUCUUGAUGACUUUAGAUGGGGUAAGACUCGAGUUACUAUUAGCGAUAACUAA